AUAUGAACUUCUUUUUGCACUGCACAUGUGGUUUAUGAAUGAAGCCUGAAUGAAAAAAGAAAUUAAGGGAAAAUAAGGUUUGUGGAUAAAAGCGCAGACAAUGGCAGACAGCAGUGAGAUGACCAUCAACCUUGUUGUCCUUGGAAAAACUCAGACUGGCAAAAGUGCUGCUGGGAACAGCCUGCUGGGCAGUGCAGACUUUGAGAGCCGUCUCUGCCCCAGCUCUGUGACGACGCGCUGCAGCCUGGGGCGCAGCGGCCGCAUUCUGGGGCUCAUGCGGAGAAACGGGCGCGAGUGCGCUCUCCGCGUUCGGGUCCUGGACACCCCCAGCUACCCCCACAGUGCUCUGGGCAAAGAGCAGGUGAGAGGCACGGUGAGAGCAGCCCUGGCUCAGCACUUCGGGGAGGAAGGCUUGCACUUGGCCCUCUUGGUCCUGAGGGCUGACCUGCCUCUGUGUCCACAUGAAAGCGAUGACACAGUUCAGCUCAUCCAGGAAGAAAACCUCCUGACUUUUAUUAUAAAACACACACUUUGGAUGUUAAUAAGUUUCUUCGGAAUCCUGCGUCAAGCUCCCUUGGGAUCUGUGAAUUGUGACCAACUUGUAUAGCUACUCUCUGUUAAAGACCAAGUACCAGCAAUCACUUUGUUUCUACAAGAAGUGUGUUCAAAGCCUUCUCUCUGAGCAUCUUUUCUGAGUAUGCUCCUUUCUGGCACACAAUCUUACAAAAACCCAUAAACAUAACAGAAUGUGCCAGCUGUUUGCCAGAUUCCUCUUUCCUGUGCUUUGCACUUCUAUGAACUGUGAGGAUACAGUGAACCAGAUUUGAGAAUCUCACAUCACACCUUUUUAUUCUGCAAGGUAAGGAACAACAGUUAGCAGAUCAAAACAGAAGAAAGCAGACCAGAAGUAUGUUUUCUCCGGCUGAACCAAAGUAUCACUGCACAACUAGGCAAUUGUUGUAACUCAUCCCAUCUUGGAAAACUGAGAUCCAUGCUUUAUAAA
Molecule: messenger RNA, 1003 nt
Organism: Lonchura striata (white-rumped munia)
Lineage: Eukaryota; Metazoa; Chordata; Aves; Passeriformes; Estrildidae
Gene: GIMD1
Product: GIMAP family P-loop NTPase domain containing 1
Molecular function (GO): GTP binding
Source: RefSeq, a predicted model, not a curated record